AUGUCAAUUCCGGAGGCCAAAGAGAUGGGCCAUGUCGAGCCCGGUGCCCACGGCCUGGCCGGAGGGCAUGAGGAGGGAUUCGUCAUGGACCCGUCGCGCCGUGCUGUAGUAGAGAAGUCCAUGAAGCGAAAGCUGGAUCUCCGAUGUUCGCUGUUCGUGUUGAUCUACAUUAUGAACUACCUUGAUCGCAACAACAUUGCGGCAGCCCGUCUCGGAACACUUGAGAAGGAUCUCAACCUCGAGUACAACCAAUAUGCAACAUGUCUUUCUAUUCUCUACGUGGGAUAUAUUCUUAUGCAGGUCCCUUCAAAUAUCUUUAUCAACCGUAUCGAAAGGCCAUCCCUGUACAUUGCUUGUGCAAUGCUUCUUUGGGGGCUUAUAUCCACUCUCUCGGGUAACGCCCAGACCUUUGCACACAUGGUGGUCAUUCGAUUCUUCCUAGGCUUUGUUGAAGCUGCUUUCCUGCCCGGCGCCCUGCUGCUCCUCAGCAAAUGGUACACCCGCAAAGAACUGGCCCUGAGGAACGCCAUUCUUUUCUGUGGAAACCUCAUCAGCAACGCCUUUUCAGCCCUCGUUGGUGCCGGCGUCUUGUCCAACAUGCAUGGCGUUCUCGGUCAUUCUGCUUGGAGAUGGCUAUUUUGGAUCGAGGGUGCAAUUACCAUGCUCAUAGCCAUCAGUGCCAUGUUCAUCCUGCCUGAUCUUCCGCACAACUCAAAGGGCUUCACCGAGGAGGAACGUCAUGUUGCUCAGUUGCGCAUGACGGAGGAUGUGGGAGAAGCCGACGUGGAUUCGGCCGAGCAGGGGAUGUUUGAUGGCCUCAUGAUGACGCUCAAGGACUUCAAGGUCUACUUGAUGUGUAUCAUCUUCACAUGCUACGUUAUUGGCCUGUCUUUCAACGCCUUCUUCCCCAGUUUGACUGGCACUCUUGGGUUCGAUUACGUUCCCACCUUGCUCAUGAGCUCGCCCCCAUGGGCUUUCUCCUGCAUAGUGUCCCUCAUCAACGCAUGGCACUCUGACAAAACUCAGGAAAAGUUCUGGCACAUCGUCGGUCCUGUUUUUGUAGGCAUCAUCGGUUUCGUCAUAUCGAUGGCAACCGACAACACAGCCGGCCGUUAUGUGGCCCUCUUCCUCCAGGCAUCAUCCUACGCCGGCUUCAUAGUCUUUUACUCCUGGAUCAGCUCCUCCUUCCCACGCCCGCCCGCCAAGCGCGCCGUCGCCUUGGCUCUGGUCAACGCUUUCUCGCAGUUGGGCAACGUCGCCGGCUCAUACGUGUGGAACCUCAAGGAAAAUGGGUACCGCCUCAGCUACACCAUCGUGCUGGUCAUGUUCGUCAUCACCGCCGUCGGCUGCUGGAUCUUCCGCCGGAUACUUCAGAACCUCAACAAGAAGCUCGAUGAGGGCGAGGCGGCAUGGGAGACUCAGGCCGAUGUUGCACAGCAGACGGCCGCUGUGGAGAAGCUCGGCGACUCGGAAGAUCAGCGUCUGGAGAGGAUGCGUAGGCAGUUCCGUUAUCUGGUUUAA
This is a messenger RNA of Pyricularia pennisetigena, 1521 nucleotides long. RefSeq lists its product as uncharacterized. Gene Ontology annotation, cellular component: membrane. Gene Ontology annotation, biological process: transmembrane transport. The record is from RefSeq and is a predicted model, not a curated record. The transcript is spliced from 8 exons. Gene Ontology annotation, molecular function: transmembrane transporter activity. NCBI's taxonomy places the organism in Eukaryota, Fungi, Ascomycota, Sordariomycetes, Magnaporthales, Pyriculariaceae. Bases 1 to 1521 code for a protein of 506 amino acids.